GAUUUCUUUGCGUUUGAUUCAUCAGAAGAGGAAUCCUUCAGCCUGAUACAGACCGGCUACAUUCCUAAUAAUAAUAUCAUUCUUAAUGGAAGUGAGAAAAUAUGGAGCACAUAGACAAAAACAAUAUCCAUCAUGAAACUCAAUAUGGGUUUAGGAAAGGCAGGUCAUAUGCAACCAAUCUUCUCAUAGCAUGGGACAGAUAAAUACUGUCUAGAAUUUGUGUAAUUGAGUGGUCAGACUAAUAUUUAUUGAAAAUCACCAAAUAUCUGGAACCGUACAGAAGCAAAAAGAAGUCAACUCAAAGAAUACAAGUGGUCAAUAUUACCACAUGAAAAAGAUAUUGGAUAUUGCAUAUCUGCUUUUGCAAGGAUAAUUUAAAUGUAGCGUUGCUACAGCGGUAUUGUAAUGUGUUUGGAGGCUUACUCCGUCAGCUCCUAGUUAAGAUCACUAGAUUGUAUAAAUUCCAUGCCUGGUCCCCAAGUUAUUCCCGUUUCAUUCUUUUUAUGAAAGACUAUAUACAUGCAAUACUUCACAGAUGAGUACUCUAUGUUACCUCACUAGAGUAGAAUCAUUCUCCGCCUGUCAUCGUCUUCAUUCACGUGAUCUUAGUAAUGAAGAAAAUGUUAGAACAUUUCAAAAGUGUAACAAUCCUAUGGGACAUGGUCAUAAUUACAAACUAGAAAUCACUGUACGAGGACCUAUAGAUCAGAGAACUGGUAUGGUUAUGAACAUAAGUGACUUGAAAUCAAUCAUUCAAAAACAUGUUCUUGACCUAUUAGACCAUAAAAAUAUUGAUGAAGAUGUUGAAUACUUUAAAAAGAAUAGUAUUGUGUCAACUACAGAAAACUUAGCAGUCUUCAUAUGGACACAGUUGGUUAACGCUAUCCCAAAUCAUUUACUUUACAAAGUUAAAAUAUGGGAAACUGAAAAGAAUAUCGUAACUUAUAAAGGCGAAAGGAAAAUAAAUCAUGAAUAA
Molecule: messenger RNA, 976 nt
Organism: Schistosoma turkestanicum
Lineage: Eukaryota; Metazoa; Platyhelminthes; Trematoda; Strigeidida; Schistosomatidae
Source: the annotation of a GenBank genome assembly